Molecule: messenger RNA, 8145 nt
Organism: Psilocybe cubensis
Lineage: Eukaryota; Fungi; Basidiomycota; Agaricomycetes; Agaricales; Agrocybaceae
Exons: 52
Coding region: 1-8145 (2714 amino acids)
Biological process (GO): phosphatidylinositol-mediated signaling; phosphatidylinositol phosphate biosynthetic process
Cellular component (GO): plasma membrane; cytoplasm
Molecular function (GO): 1-phosphatidylinositol 4-kinase activity
Source: RefSeq, a predicted model, not a curated record
AUGGACUGCCUUGAAUUCAAUAUACACCAGCGAAUAUUGUCCGACAUUGCUACCAAUGACGAAGGAGACUUCGUUGAACAGGUUCUCUCAAGCAGAGUGCAGACGCGAGUAGAUGCAGUAAUACAGGAGGAGGAGAAUAAGGACGACAUUGAAGGCGUAGAACAAGGACAAAACUAUGAACGUGUUUAUAUGUCUGCGAGGAGGGUGCAAUGCAACAUUGGGUUCGCGGACCUGGUUGUCAACUUUCCUGACUCACGCGUAAACACUUCACUGCAUUCUGUUAUGAUGUCGCUCAUCGAUAUCUUGCGAGAUGUACCGUAUAUUGAUUUCGACAAAUCGUUGUCCUGGACGGAUUGGUCCCUACCCGACCAACUCGUAUUUUCCACUAUCUCAGCAAUACUACGCCUUUCAAAUGAGCAUCGACAAUAUUGUGAACGUGCCACUGCAGCAAUCUUCUUCUUCGUGUCUGUUUCAGUCCAAAAAAUCCACAGCAGUUCAUCUCUCGACGUUCUCACUCAGCUUAUGCCAGCUCUGCACGGAUUCUAUCGUGCAAUCAGUUCGACUUCGUAUUGUUGGACACUUGCUCAAUGGGAAACUCUCACCUUGCAUUUGAAAGUCUUAUGUUCUUCGAAAACCAUAGAAAGGCUCAAUCAUCUUCUUGUUGAUAUUUUGCAACAAGAAAACGCAGACACCGAGACCCUUCGCCAUAUACAGACUUUUGUGACCCGCUACGUGGGGCAAGGCCGCCCACUGAGUGGUCAUUUCAUCGUGUGUUGUGUGUUGGAAACCGAGUGGACUGUGCUUGCUCAAGUGCUUGCUCCUUCUACGAAUAGUAGAUCUGCGGUCGUUGAAGCGGCCGCUGCGAACAAGGCUUGGCUUUCCCUGACCAAAAAUGCUGCACUUGAGCUGGAUAUAGAGUCAGAGCAGACUAAGGAUGUACUUAAAAGCACCAUCAAGUAUGCUUUACAGUGCUUCAAUGAUCUUCUACUUCAAAUAGAAGAAAUGGAAGCAGCGCCCUCCGUGGAUACUUGUGCAUGGGAAACAGUUUCUGAAAGCCUGAAACUUGCAUCAAUUUGUUGUUUGGCUCUACGAGAGAUAGAUGAGCAACUUUAUAGCCGAAUUCUACUCCUACUCAGCACCGAUUCCCCUAUCUCGGAUAAUCUUGCCCAAGAAGCGGCCCUUAAAGCAACAACUGUUCUCGUACGAAGUUUCCCAGAUAUUGCACCAAACAUGGUGGGACACCUGCGCCGCUUCGUGACUUCUCCUCUGCCACUUUUUGAAUAUGGUUUUCAUUCGGAGAGUCGUGUUCCCCCUCCGCUAUCUGCUGCUGCUAAAUGCUUGGCAUUGUGCAUUAGACUCGCUCCCGGAGAUGAUUUAAUCAUGUCCAACAUGUAUUCACUUUUGAAUUACAUUGCUGCAACAAGCAAGGACAUCUAUGAUUCUGCCAGUGUUCAUAGCCACGGUUAUUCCCUCAUUUCGCAUGGGCAAUCCAAUCUACAUUCUCUUGAAUCAGGCUUGCGCGGCCUUUCGGAAGACGAGAAGAGAUUGAUUGGUAUAAGCACAAUAUCCGCUGUUACCAGGCUUGCUCUUGAAUUCAAAAUGGAAGAGGUCACACGGCUUACCAUCUCAAUGUUGCUGCAACGGUUGCCUUCUGCUGAGCCCACUGUGGAGGCUGCCAUUGCAUAUAAUCUCGUCGACCUUGCUUUGGUUGCUCCCCUAAGUGCAUUCAACGACAUUGUCAAGGCAUUUUCUACCAUCAAUCGUUCUGCAAACCCUGAUGACCCGCGUUUCUCCAAUAAUAUGGUUCUAGCUGCUCAGACGCGUCUAGCUCAAGACCUUCAUCAAAGACCAGAACUCUAUGAAAGCUAUCUCAUCGAAUUGUUGACCCUUUUUGCCGACAAAGGAGUUGCAAUACAGAACUUGAAAAUAUUGAAUCAUCAUGUCAAGAUCGACGACAUGGUGGAACAGUUAGCUUCUCUUCUUCUUCCUAUCGAUGCUCUUCUGGGACAUCGGGACUUCAACCCCCACGAAAACCCUUCCAAAGAGGUUAUGACUUUGUUCAGAAACACUUGGUUUCUUUGCAUUCUUUUUGGUUUUACGACAGAAGAUACCAGUGGUGCAAGCGCUAUGGACUGGCUCAAGCCAGCACUUGCUCGUAUCGCUAUCAAAACUCCUUCAAUGGUCGUUGAAGAAUCACAUGAUGCAGUGGCAAGCGACGUUGAAUAUAACUCUGUCAUCCGACAGGAAUAUUCCAACACUGUGAUAUCAACGCACCGAGCUUGCUUGGCCGGGUACAUAUCAUAUCGGGCCAGCGACAUUCGAUAUCUCUCCUCUGGUCAAGUUAUAUUUGUCUUGACACUUCAUGAUAUCGAAAGCAUGCGAUCGGCAUUCGGAUAUCCAUCAUCUCUUGUCUCUUAUUUCAUUAAUGACAGUCUUAACAGCCAUCCCGGGUUAAGCGCUUGUAUGGAGUCCUUGGCGGAGAAAGUUAUACGGGACGCCAUUAUCGAUCUUAAUUCCAAGGCCUCACAACAAGCGUUGCCUAAACAUCUAUCGACAGAGCUCCUUGCCUUGGUUGUUUUGAGCACCCACAGGAUUGCAAAGGCCAGAGAUAUUGCGUCCAAAUAUCUUAAUCGCCUUAUCACCUCAUUCCCUUCAUUAAUGUGUGAUCCCACUUUAGUUUUUGCAAUUUUAGAAGUUCUUACACUCCUCCAACGGUCAUGCGAAAAUGAAUACAUCGACGAGUACAACCCAACCUAUGAAUUCCACUCCGACAGAAGUGGGAUAACUUUGCAGCUCACAGAUAGCUACCAAGUUCGCAACGAUAUACUUGGACAGUUGCAGAGAAAUGCCAACACUUGGUUUGAACUGGCCUUGGGACGCGCCCCAAUGGAACUACAAUCCACACUGCAGAAAUAUCUUGCUGUCAACCAGUCAUUGGCUGGAAUCAAUUCAGCAGAAUUAGGAGCCUCAAUGGCGGAAAAAUUCGGUAGAGCUAUUGGUCCAGUGCAUCGGCAGCUUCCAUCGUUGUCGUCACUCUCACAAUGGAAAAUCGAUGCCUCAAAAAUUCUGUCCAGCCAAAUUGCAAUCAAGGGUUAUUUUGCUGGAGAAGUGGCUGGUGUCCGAUUGGCAAAUCGGGAAGGUACCGAUAAAUUAGUUAAUCCACCACCUCAAGAUGCUCCACCUACCGAAAUCAAUGCACUCAAAUCCAAACUACAUAACACCCUUAAAGAAAUCAAGGGAAAGAACAGCAAGUUAACAAUCAAUGAUCUCAGAAGGCUUCUUUUCCGUUGCGCUGCUACUCUCAUUGCUUUGGAAAAGAAUGAUUACGAUCUAAUUCACUAUCUGGCCAGAUUACCUUUUGGUGUGGCUACGCCUUCUGCAAUCGCCUCUGGCAUUGAUGUUUGGUCUUGGGUCAUUGCCGAAAAAUCUCAAGUAGAAGUGGCUUUAAUGGGUGAAAUUUUGUCUGCUUGGUCUGACACAAUCCAGCUGCAUAGCGGUUUGUUUUCGAAGUCUUUGAAUUAUGACGAUCCUUUCUUCCAUCCAAUAAGCUAUAGUCCUACCGACAAGGAAACCAUUGACCGUGGUCUUGCCCAUGCGCGUAGGGUGCUUACACCACAUGCACUUGUUUUGCAAAUGUUGUUUAGCCGCCUUCAAGCAGCACGCUACCACAGACCUAGUGUCAUGUUGAUCAUCCAACACUUGGUCCUACGUACAUGCCGAGCUUACAAAAGUUUAAGCACGCAUGCCCUUUCACGCGAAGCACGAUUCUCGUUUCUUCUAUUUGGGUUUGAAACGCUGAAAAGCUCCCAUCUGGAUGCUUAUUGUGAAAACAUUCUACGAGAGUGCCUUUAUACAGUUGCCUUCUCGUGGUUUUCCGUGCGGCCUCAAUGGUCCUAUGGGGCUAAUCGAGUCCAAGUCGAUGCGGAUAUAAAAGUACUAUCUCAAUUCCUCGCAUACCUUCAGUCAGACUCCGUUAGAGGGGGUCUGACGAUUUCGAGUUUAUCGGUGUCACGAUUUACAUCCAGUUAUUAUGCAGAGCGAAUGCGUAUCUUUAAUCUUCCAUUGCGAUUGUUGACUGAGAGUGAAAUUUUCCGUUUGUCGGUUUGGGGUAACGCGACCAAUGAUGCAAAAAAAGGUGGCGAUAUUAUUGGAAAUACAGAAAGAACUCUUUUGGAUUCGUCCUGGGUCAGCAUAGCGCGGACUGCUUGGCGAAUCAACCCCGCCAUUGCAGUGUACCUUGUGGAACGCUUCAAGAAUCCUAUAGUUCGACACGAGGUUGGGAAAUUGGUUCGCUCGAGUACAAUUGAUGUCCUUGAAGUUCCUGAGGCCCUCACAUUUUUGCUUGGGGAUAAACUCGACCCCAAUGUCCGUAGAGAUUUGAAACAUCUGCUUCUGUGGUCUCCUGUUCCGCCAAUUAUCGCUAACACAUUCUUUGAACGACGGUUCAAUAGUGAUCCUCUGGUAUUGCAAUAUGCUCAUCGAGUUUUGGCACAACAUCCAGUCGAGCUCACCUUCUUCUUCAUUCCACAAGUCGUUCAAGCUCUGCGUUAUGAUGAUUUGGGCUACGUGUCUCGUUUUAUAUUUGAGACUGCGAAGAUUUCUCAGCUAUUUUGUCAUCAAAUUAUCUGGAAUAUGAAAGCAAAUUGUUAUAAAGACGACGCGGCUGAGAUUGAGGAUCCAAUGAAACCAUUGCUUGACGCGAUGACAGAAAAGGUGGUUCUCUCUCUGUCUGGAGAAGCGAGGGCCUUCUACGACAGAGAGUUCUCGUUUUUUAAUGAAGUCACUUCGAUCUCUGGUAAACUAAAGCCUUACAUCAAGAAGACCAAACCUGAAAAGAAGGCAAAAAUUGACGAAGAGAUGGCGAAGAUUAAUGUCGACGUCGGAGUAUAUUUACCGAGUAAUCCAGACGGAAUCGUGAUUGAUAUUGAUAAAAAAUCCGGCAAGCCAUUGCAAAGUCAUGCCAAAGCACCCUUCAUGGCGACCUUUAAAGUCAGAAAGGAACGUAUCCAGAUCAAUAGUGAUCCAGACUCACUCCUCAAUGGCGAAGGUGGAGGCAUUGAAACUCGCGCAGAAUAUGAUGUCUGGCAACAAGCUAUUUUCAAAGUCGGUGAUGAUUGUCGCCAAGAUGUUCUUGCACUUCAGGUCAUUGCCAUGUUCAAGAAUAUCUUCACUAGCGUUGGGUUAACACUAUAUCUUUUCCCUUACCGUGUCACUGCGACGGCUCCUGGUUGUGGCGUUAUUGAUGUGGUUCCAAAUGCUACCUCCAGAGAUGAAAUGGGCCGAGCAAAAGUCAAUGAUCUUCAAGAUUUCUUUGUGGCGAAGUAUGGCGGACAAGAUACCACAAGUUUCCAAAAAGCUCGUCUCAACUUUAUUCAAUCAAUGGCCGCCUACUCUGUUGCCUGUUAUAUAUUGCAGAUCAAAGACCGACACAAUGGAAAUAUAAUGAUUGACGGUGAUGGGCAUAUUAUUCAUAUUGUGUUCUUGUACUUACCUACGGUGCUUCCUGCUUUCUUACGUCCUGGAGGCGUCAAAUUCGAGCCUCAUUCGUUCAAGCUUAACCAUGAAAUGGUAGUGCUAAUGGGAGGGCGAGGCUCGCAAGGCUAUCAAAUGUUCCAGAAUUUAACAGUCAAAGCAUUCUUAGCAAUUCGACCUUUUGCAGAACAAAUAAUCAGCACUGUGCAAUUAAUGCUGGAUACAGGACUUCCUUCAUUUAAAGGAGAACCCACGAUCAAACGUCUGAGAGAUCGGUUUGCAUUGCAAUUAAACGAAAGACAGGCAGCCGAGUUUAUGAUGGGGAUAAUCCGCAACGCCCAUGAAAACGUAAGAAGUACCGCUUAUGACGAGUUUCAACGGCGAACGAUAAACUUACUUCCUGAAGAGAACUUCGCAUCAAGUCAUUUUACAUCCAUAGAUGGAUCGGAUCAGGAUUCCUCUGAGUGGGGUUUAUCUCAGUCAGAAGGAUCGUUCGAUAGCGCCAGCUCCCGUAGAACGGUCAAUAGCUUCAAGACUAUGACCAUCACGCGAGGUUACACAGAUGAGGGCGACAAAAUAUUGAAUUACUUGGAAUAUGGCGUUUUUGAUGCCCUUGAAAAACGGUUUCUACGAAGUUUUAUCUUCGCUAUUUAUCUGGAUAAUAAAGAUCCCUGCAAUAUUGUUGAGGCUUAUACGUUCAAUUUUAAGUAUCUCUCAGUACCAGGAAGUGAAGUUCCCUUUCCUGUGAUGAGUAUGACAGAUGCUAUGAGUUCAUCGACUCGAAGGAAUGUCGAAGAUCCGGUUACAAGAGCUAUCAAGAAUGGAAGAGCACCCACGUUGAAAGAUGUGAAGAAUAGCGUCAAGAGUAUGUUGAAAACACUGAUACAGGCUAUGCAUCAUAUGGACUUGUUGCCCAAACGUCGCUUUGCAACAUUUAAACUUUUUUAUACUGAGGAAACACCCGCAGAUUACGAACCUCCUAAUUUUCAGGCUGGGGACGUAGAUAAAGACAGAUGGUAUUUUAUGACCCACGACCUAGACGAGGUUCCUGAAAGAUGCAGUAUUGGGAAAUUUGAUGCAGGACACCAUUUGGUCAAGCUCAGCGUUACUUCUAUCGCAUCUUAUCUACCCUCUUCUACAAUUCAUGAUCAUGCAACAUUUUCUGGUAUCACCUCUCAGCCAGGACACCAAGCCCUUUCAGCAGUGCAAGAAGCUGAUUUACGCGAAAAUGAUGUCCACAAGCAGUUAGAAGAUGCUGAGCAAAGAAACCUUCUAUGGGCUGUAGAGGAUCUGAGUGAUCGAGAUGCGGAUGGAGAGGACGAUACGGAUUAUAUGCAGGACUCUAAUGAACAAUGCCUUCCGGUUGGUAUCCGAAACAUUAACGGAGAGAUUGAAGCAAUUCCAAUGAAUAAACGAACGGUCGAACAACACUUCAGUGGAUUGAUAGAAAACAUUCCAAAGCGUUUGCAUGAGAUUGUAGCGCAAGAAAUACCCAAAGGCGCUCAUUUGGACGAAACGCAGCCUCUGUUGGCUACUGGCGACUAUAACACUGUUGACAACGAUACUGGUAGAGCUUUAAACUCGCGUUCACCGGAGCAACCGAGAAGCUCUCCCUUUUCUAAUGCGCCCACAACACCUACGCCUCAUGACUUUGAUCCAGAAAUGCUGAAGAGCAUGAGCAUCGGAGGCCAGGAUGACAUCGAAAUGUUAGAUCUUGAAACGCAAGUGCGAGAGGAAACGUCUUCAGCACCUGACUUGUUUCCUCCUGAAGGAUCCCAAGAUAACACGAAUAAUCAUGAAUCCGACGAUAAUGGGUUGGACUGUGAUUGCGGAAUUUCUUUAGAAGAUCUGUGCUGUUACUGUGAAGGAGGAUGUAAAAAAUGGUUCCAUGUGUGGUGUAUGGGGUAUCAUUCCAUCGACGAUCCAAGAAUGCCCACGAAGUUUGUAUGCUUCGACUGUCGAAUGCAGAAGGACAUUACAUGGGAGCUCAUUAAGAUUGAAAUAUACCCUCGCAUGCUGUCCAAGUUCAAGGAGCUUGCUCUUUUCAGGCGUGCUAUAAAGGUCGCGCAAAAGGAACAAAAGUUUACUUCAUUUCAGUUUUCUAAAUCUUUCGCUCAUGGUGACAUGGAGUUAACUUCACAAAUGCUGAAAAAACUGGAGGAAGACGAACUAGUCCUUCUUGAAUCCACCUCAUUGGACGACAUGGGACUCACUAUUACAAGUCACUCCAAAAAAGGAAAGAACAACAAGGGAAAGAGUGUUGGUAAACAACCCAGGCCUCGUAGAAACAUGCAAAAAACGUUAUAUGUCUUCAACCGAAAUGCGGUAACCAAAUCCCAGUACCUAGACUGCUUCAACCCAGACGACAAGGAGCUCGAACGACGCCUUCUUGGCGUCCCAGAAUUGGUUGACCGAACCAAGAAAACAACUCAAAAACUUUUCGAAGGUCAAACUGCAGGUUUGGAAGGUGUUCAUCAGCAAAUGCGAGCUGAGUCAAUCGAUCGGCCGAUCAAUGAUUCCAACGACACACAGACUCAGGAUGAAACUCAACAGAUUCAAAGCCGCGUGCAGAAGAGAUCUGCGCCUCUCCGGGAUGACACGAAUGACACGAAUCCUGUCAGACCCAAGAAAAUCAAAAUGUCGUUGGCAGUUGGCGUUGAUCUGGCGGAGUGA